This is a messenger RNA of Carassius auratus (goldfish), 2712 nucleotides long. RefSeq lists its product as uncharacterized. NCBI's taxonomy places the organism in Eukaryota, Metazoa, Chordata, Actinopteri, Cypriniformes, Cyprinidae. Bases 85 to 2619 code for a protein of 844 amino acids. The record is from RefSeq and is a predicted model, not a curated record. The transcript has 14 exons.
AAUUUCGAACAGGUCCUUGAUGAGCUUGUUGAACAUUCUGAAUUAAAUUAUGAACUCCAGAGCUUGGAUGAUUUCAUUAAUAAGAUGUCGGGAGAACAGGAGGCAGCACCAUCCACCAGCCAUCAACCUGUCAGGUGGUUGAAGAGAGACAGUGAUGGAAAUGUUGUCUAUGACAGACCAAGGUCAUCCCGAAACCAAAUGGCUAGUCACAGCUACAGUCGUAAGGCUGGUGCUCAUCCUAGAAUGUUGGACAGCAGCGUUGAGCUAACCAACUACUGUCCUCCUGACACUGUUGAGACUUUCCUUGAAGAGCUAAACCACUCACAGGGUGAUGACUUGGAUGAUCAGGAAACGGCACCAGCACCACCACGGGCCUCUUCAGACUGGUCUACUCGAAAAAGUCUCCUCUCAGAGAGGUGGGAGAAAGAAAGAGCCUGUCUGGUGAAUACCAUGGUAGCACAACAAAAUGUGACAACUCAGAUCUGCCAACAAUGUGGCAUCAGUCCAGCUGCUGUCCGUUGUCGUGACUGCAGACCACAACCAUUUUUCUGUGCUGAUUGUGAUGUCAGUAUACACCGAAACCACGUAUUCCACAACAGGGAUGCAACAAUAGCUGGAUUCUUUCAGCCAUUGCCUCCAACAACCUGUGUCGUGGAGAGGGCUCUUUCCCAGUGUGUGUGUAUUGUGCCGUUGGAGAUGCCCAAAAAAAUAUGUAGUUGUUCUCCAGGAUCGUUGAGUGUCAACACAGGAAAAGUUGUUGCUGUGGUUACAAUGAAUGGACGAUAUGAUCUCAGUAUGCCUGAGAUGAAAUGCGAGGCAUGCAAAACCACAUGGAGCCCGGGAGUGGAUGACUUAGUCCGUAAUGACUACUGGCCUGCUACCCUUCACUUUUCCACAGUGUACUCUACAGAUGUGUUUUAUUCAUAUGAAGAGUUGAAGAUGGCAGCACCAGGACUGUCAUGCCAAGCAUUUUUAAGAAUGCUUGAUCAACGAACUCUCCGCUUUGGCCGUAUUGGGAAGAUCACAGCAGACAGCUUCAGAAAAAGUUUUUUGGAGUGGGAGGCUGUUAGAUUUGAGGUGGAUAAGAUCUGCAGGGAGGAGCAUUUUGUCUGCCCUGCAUGCACCCCAGACAUGCUUGCUGUUUCUGUGGAUGGAAAUCGCAAGCACUACCGCUUUAAGAAUGCAGCAAGAUCUGAAGAAAAAGCCUUAUUUGAUGGCAUCUUCAUUGCAAAAGAUGAUGAAGUAGAGAGAUUUGUGGAUUACAUUCAUUCUACCACCAACCAUGUCUCUGGAAGAGGUGUCUGUGGAGGGGAGUGGUCAGCUGCAAGGGAAACGUCUCAGAAAUCCUCAAGUAAAAUUGAUGAGGAGGGACUUGAGCUUGCAGUCUGUCGACAUGGAGUUUUUCUCACCGCUCUCAACAUGUUCAGGGGAGAAAUAUAUGCUUAUCCCCUCUACCUGCAGAACAAGCUGGCAAAUACGCCAAUAAGCUUUUUUGCCAUGGAUGUAACCUGCAAGUACUGGCCUUACCUCAACAAAGUCACAAAAAGCUGCCCGGAGCUCCAGCACCUUCUGAGCAUGAAACCAUUCCUCUCAGUGUUUCAUGCCAAAGCCCAUGAUUUUAAAUGCGAGGUUAAAUGGAGUGGAGCUUACCAGCAAGGGGCCGGAUUGACACUUGGCGAGGAGGUUGAGCAGUGUAACGCCUUCCUCUCUAGGAUUGCUGUGACCACGAAGCACAUGUCCAAAGCAGGACGUACUGACAUGCUUACAUUGAUGGCCAUGCGCUGGAAUCAGCAAAAGUUUAAUAACUUGGCUACUUCACUUGCCUGCCGAUAUCAGAAGGCCACAAAACGUCUGGAAAGCCAACUUCAGGACCUGGAAAGCAUGAGAAUCCAGCUGGCAGUGACACAGGUUGAAGUUGAGGGCUGGGUCACUGAUAUUAAGGAGUGGGCAGAUGCAACAACAUCCCAAAAGAAUGCCGAUCUUGACGCAGUGAUCAAUAGAAUAGAGGUGCUGGUGGCCAGCAUUAAAAGAAGGUCCCAGCGCCUUUACAAAGACACCGAUGGCAGCAAAGGUCGGGCCCGGAUCCGGCGCAAAAUCAGAGAGGAGAAGGCCAUUCUUAGCUCUGUUGUUGAAAAAUACAACAGUAUGGUUCCAGAUACAGAAAGAAUCGCCUUUGACAUCAUUCUCUCUGACGAGACAGUUUGGCCAUGGCAACUUUCACAUGGUGACGCUGUAGAUUUGAAAACCAAGAGGAAGGCGUUUGAUAUUGUGAUGGCUAUAAGGAGACUUGAGGAGGAGAAGAAGAUUGUUCUUUCUGAGAUGGCAAAGCAUUGGAAAUCUCUCUCCACUCGUGCAGACACACUCAAGGAGAUGUCAUGCCAGCUUUCCAGUGAGGCAUUGAAAAGUGAGCUGUGGGAUCUAAAUGAAGAAGGGAUCAAGGGUUUCCUCAGCUUAACUUUGAGAAAGAUGCAAGAAGUCACCAGAAUGAUGAAGCAUGCAAGAGACUGUUAUGCUAAAGUUUUGACUGGAACAAGUAUGGACUUCCAGAAUGAUUGGGAUGGAUACGACAGUGAUUCUGAAUUGUCAGAUGAGUUUGAUGAGCUCUCAAGUGAGAAAUGAGCAUUAAGUCAAUUUUGUUGCAGAGUUUCCUUUUUAUUUUUUAUUUUGUUUAUUUUUUCUCCCACUCUAACAAUGCAGCCCUAUUUCUGAUAC